AUGAGCUGUGUCUUCUGCCGUGACAUCCCCCAGUGUGAGUUUUAUCGACCCGCUGCCAUCAUCUGCUUUGUGAUCGAUAGGCCGCUCUCGUGUAUGAAACAGGCCACAGACCCAGGCCCUGACCCUCACAGCGCACGCCAAUACCUCCCCGAGCCAGUCCUGCACCGUGCCCCGCAGACCGACUUUAAUCACUCUGUUGUUACCGGACCCCGCCCCCUGCUGACGCUGACCCCACCCCCUGCAGACCCCGCCCCCUGCUGCCCCCAGCCCCUGCAGACCCCGCCCCCUGCUGACCCCAGCCCCCGCUGA
Messenger RNA from Knipowitschia caucasica, 309 nucleotides. NCBI's taxonomy places the organism in Eukaryota, Metazoa, Chordata, Actinopteri, Gobiiformes, Gobiidae. The record is from the annotation of a GenBank genome assembly.